AUGAACGCGGAUAAUAGGCGAGGGGAGAUGGCGGACGUGAAGAUGCAGCUGGGUCAACUCGCGGGAAGCAGGGCGCCAGGAGCGGCGGAGAUGCGGCGAGAGCUCUUCAAGAAGGUCAUAUCGCACAUGACCAUCGGGAUUGACGUGUCGUCUGUUUUCAGUGAGAUGGUGAUGUGCAGUGCGGCAUCGGACCUGGUGGUGAAGAAGAUGUGCUACCUGUACGUCGCCACCUACGCCGCCACCAAGCCCGAGCUCGCCCUCCUCACCAUCAACUUCCUGCAGCGCGACUGCCAGGACGACGACCCAAUGAUCCGGGGCCUAGCCCUGCGCAACCUGUGCGCCCUCAGAGUGCGCGGGCUGGUGGAGUACCUCGUGGGCCCCCUGGAGCGAGGGCUGGGAGACGUGAGUGCGUACGUGCGGGCAGUGGCGGUGAUGGGCGUGCUGAAGCUCUACCACCUGGCGCCGGCUGUGUGCCGCGAGCAUGGAUACAUCGGCAUGCUCAAGAGGAAGCUCACAGACGACCCGGAUGCUCAGGUGGUGGCCAACUGUGUGAGCGCGCUACAGGAGAUACUGGCAGGGGAGUCGCUGGCAGAGGAUGGAGAUCCCGAGGCUGUGAGGGACCGCGACAUGCUGCACAGCCGAUCCGUCGUUUUCGCCCUCCUCAACCGUAUGAAGGAGAUGAGUGAGUGGGCGCAGUGUACGGUACUGGACUUGGCAUCGCGCUACACGCCCGCCCACCCAGACGAGGCGUUUGACCUCAUGAACCUGCUAGAGGAUCGCCUGCAGCACGCCAACAGCGCCGUUGUGCUCGCCACUGCCAAGCUCUUCCUCCAUCUCACUCUCUCCAUGCCUGACGUGCACCACCAGGUGUACGAGCGUAUAAAAACCCCGCUGCUCACGCUAGUGGGCACGUGCAGCACAGAGCAAUCCUACGCGGUCCUGUGCCACCUCUCCCUGCUCGUCUCGCGCUGCCCGUCUGUGUUCGCGGGGGACUACAAGCAUCUGUACUGCAAGGUCCGCGACCCGCCCUACGUGAAGCGACUCAAGCUGCAGAUGCUCACGGCUAUAGCUAACGACAGCAAUACCUAUGAUAUUGUGACGGAGUUGACAGAGUAUGCGGCAGACGUUGAUGUCUCAAUCGCACGAGAGGCCAUACGAGCGGUGGGGCAGAUAGCGCUGCAGAGCUACGAUGUGAACGGCAUUGUGGACCGGCUGCUGCAGUUCCUGGAGAUGGAUACCGACUAUGUCACUGCGGAGACCCUGGUGUUGGUGCGCGAUCUCCUGCGCAAGUACCCCCAGUGGGCGCAGGACUGCAUCGCCGUGGUGGGGUCGGUGAGCUCUCGCUCUGUCACCGACCCGCGGGCCAAGGCAGCGCUGGUGUGGAUGCUGGGGGAAUACGGCCAGCACAUGGGGGAUGCUCCUUACACGCUUGAAGGUUUUGUCAACUCGUGGGAGGAGGAGACGAAUGCCGAGGUGCGGCUGGAGCUGCUGACAGCCGUGGCGAAGCUGUUCUUCAAGCGCCCCCCCGAGUGCCAGAAGAUGCUGGGCGCCGUGCUCGCCCACGGGCUUGCUGAGUCGCAGCAGGACGUGCAUGACAGGGCGCUGCUGUACUACCGGUUGCUGAGGGCAGGAGUGGGUGUGGCAGAGCAGGUGAUCAACCCCAAGAAGCAGCCGGUGUCGGUGUUUGUGGACUCGCAGGGCAGUGAGACGCGCGACCGCAUCUUCGAUGAGUUCAACUCCCUCUCCGUUGUGUACCAAAAGCCCGCAUAUCUCAGCGGGUUCGACUCCAUAGACAGCCUGCUGGGCCUCGCAGCGCCGUCGCCAGCGCCAGGUGGCGGAGCGGGAUUGGAGGACAUGCUGUCAGGGGCGCAUGCGCCUGUGCGGCCGGCGCUGGUGCUGAGUGCCAAGGCAUCGUUAGAUGCACCGUCGUUCCAGCGCACGUGGAGCCAGCUGCCUGUCGCCGCUACCCUUGAGGAGAAGCUGCCUGGAACCUUCAUCACUGCACUGUCAGCGCCAGCCCCUCUGUUAAGGCACAUGGCCCACAGGAACAUUCAGUGCAUGGCAUCAGGCGGCCAACGCCCCGCUUUCCGAUUCUUCUUCUACGCGCAAAAGGCCGAUGCGGCGCCAGGUGGCAUGUUCCUAGUGGAGCUCCAGGUGAACACGAAUGCUGGCACAGCAAGCGGCAAGGUGAAGGGGGCGGCAGGAGCAGCUGACGAGUUUGCUGCCUUGUUUCGUGACGCCUUGCUCCAUCAGCCGUUCGGCACUGCUACGAGCGAUAUUUGCACGGAAAGUUUGAUUUUCACCAUGAGGCACGGUCCGACAAUCGUGAUUCUGCUGCUGCUGGGGGCAUUUCUUCUGGCCGCGCAGCCAUCCAUUGCAAGCCGCGCGUCAACUUGGCGCAACCUGAACCGCGCAUGGCGGGAAGGCGGCGAGAAUGAUCAUCUCGAGGCGCCCUCCCAGGAAAACUCCGGCACAUUCGCGACGCCAGCAGCGGACGGAUCCGCCGUCUACAUCGUUCGCCUGAGCACGGCGCCUCCCCUCUCCGAAUAUCGCGGCGGAAUCGCGGGAUACCCCGCGACGGCCACGUGGGACGACGGCAGCGACGAGGAGGACAGCGACGCCGUGGCGGCGUACGCGGGGCUGCUGCAGCGGCAGCAGGCGCAGGUGGCAUCUGAGGCGGGCGUACCCGAGGACGGGCUGCUCUACAGCUACAAGCACACGUCCAACGGCUUCGCCGCGCGCCUCACGCGGCGCCAGCUGUGGCGGCUGCAGCGCCACCCCGCCGUGGCCUCUGUGCGCGCCAGCCGUGUGUUCAGCCGGCAGACGAGCGACUCGCCGCAGUUUCUGGGGCUGCCCGGGAAGGUGUGGCCGGCAGUGGGCGGGCAGAGCAAGGCGGGCGAGGGAACGGUGGUGGGAAUCGUGGACUCGGGUAUCUGGCCCGAACACCCGUCCUUCAGCGAUAAGGGCUUCUCCUCGCAGCUUCCAGCGGGGUGGAAGGGCAAGUGCGAGCAGUCGAGCUCGUUCCGGUGCAACAACAAGUUGAUCGGCGCCAAGGCCUUCUAUUCCGGCUUCCAGCAGAGCAUCGGCCGGCCCGUGUUGACCAAUGACUGGCUCACGCCGCGAGAUGCGGACGGCCAUGGCACGUGGUGCGCUGGAGCAGCCGCGGGGAACCCGGUGAAUGUGAAGGGCGGCGGGCAGGUAAACGGCAUGGCGCCGGCAGCGCGCAUUGCGGCGUACAAGGUCUUCUGGACGGACGGCAACGGGGAAUUGACCGCGAUGGAGUCAGAUAUCAUCGCAGCCGUCAAUCAGGGCGUGGCGGACGGUGUGGAUGUGCUGUCGCUGUCUCUGGGCAGCAAGUAUCCCGAUCCCAACGACCACUAUUUCAACGAUCUCGCUUUCAUGCGCGCCAAUGCUGCCGGGGUGUUUGUCACCUUUGCUGCCGGCAACAAUGGGCCUCCCGGGCGUGGUGGGAACUACCGCACGCUUGACAACUUCGCGCCUUUCUACCUUACUGUUGGCGCCAGCAGCAUCGCUAGAGGCGGCGUGUCCCUCGUCUCCUCAACUGCCGGCACCCAGUCGCUCGCACUUGGCGCCACCAUCAGCAGCAACGGCACUGGCGGCGACUUCAAUGGUAACAGCACGGAUGGCACUGAUGGCACGGACGGCAGCAGCAGCAGCACGGUUCUGACUGCAGACGGGGGGAUCACCUUCACCUCCUCCUCCUCCUCCGCCCCGGUGGUGGCUGACUUCUCUUCCCGCGGCCCCCUGCUGCAGCCCUCCGCCACGGCCCAGCCGCCCAUGGCGGCGCUGAUGACGACGGCGCGGGUGACGGACACGAGCAAGAGCGCCAUCAAGAGUUCGACGGGUGGGGAGGCCACCCCGUGGGAGAUGGGCGCAGGCCACGUGUUCCCCCCGGCCAUGCUUGACCCCGGCCUCACCUACGACGCCCGCGACCGCGACUACCAGAAUUUUCUCGCCGGGCAGGACCUCAACCGCGCGAAAAAGGAGUUCCCAGGGGUGGCGCUCUCGCCUCUGGCUGUUCGGAACCUCAACCUGCCCACCAUCACUCUGCCUCGCCUGCAGGGCUCCCUGCAGGUCACCCGCACCGUCACCAAUGUGGGGCAGUCCAGGUCCACGUACAGUGUAUCUGGGAAGGCGCCGCAGGGGGUAAAGGUGACUGUGUCAUCUAAGUCCCUUACGCUUGCUCCCAGGGAGAAGGCCACCUACACGCUGACAAUCACGGUGGAUACCCCCAGUAAUGACGUACGGGUAUAUAGUGUGGGCCGACAACUUGGGCCAUAG
Molecule: messenger RNA, 4302 nt
Organism: Closterium sp. Yama58-4
Lineage: Eukaryota; Viridiplantae; Streptophyta; Zygnematophyceae; Desmidiales; Closteriaceae
Source: the annotation of a GenBank genome assembly